Hypoxylon fragiforme is the source of this 2210-nucleotide messenger RNA. RefSeq lists its product as uncharacterized. NCBI's taxonomy places the organism in Eukaryota, Fungi, Ascomycota, Sordariomycetes, Xylariales, Hypoxylaceae. The transcript has a single exon. The record is from RefSeq and is a predicted model, not a curated record. Bases 558 to 1892 code for a protein of 444 amino acids.
CCUAAACUGAAUCUUCUUCUUGGUCUAGUAUUGUAUUAGAGCCGUGAAAUUACUCCAGUGCUGCAAUAUCAAGAUCUGUUACGUCUCACCCGUAUAAAAAUGCUUACACGUGUAGCUUACUCUCAUUACAUAAUACCUUCCUUUGGCCCCUUAACAGGCAUCAUUGUCGAGCUAUAUUAAACACGUAGUUCAAAAGUACCGCCAAGGGUUUACUUAGGGGCUAGUCACAACAAAGAUGGCUCCCAAUAUGUCUACUUACCUAAUGUACCCUCCGUAGACUCCGCGAAGAUGCUAUAGAUCUCCACGCAACAGCUAUCUUAUUCUACGUCUUCUAGGUUCCGCCUUAUGACAGGUGCACUCGAUUAUAUGGAACACGUACUCAGAAUCGAAUACCCACAAUGCUAAACUACAUAUAGGAUAGUAUAUAUGACUUGCUCCAACAUGGACACAGACGGACCGAUUCCUUUCUCUAUAUCAAAGCUGUACCAACCUCUGAUUAGAUAUAUCACUCUGUCAGUCUCUGAUUAGAUAUAUCACUCUGUCAGUCUUUUUCAAAAAUGGCCUGGACAAAAGUAUCGGAUACCCGCUGGGAGCGCCCGGUAAACGGCAUUGAGGGUUACUUUGUGGUUUCGGGGAAUAUCUCUGCGAGUCUAUGCGAUGGCCGCGAGCAUUAUACGCUUUUUUCCAAGCUCAAGCUGGAUGCUAAUUUCUCUGACAUGGAGUCAACCCUGAAGUAUGCAUGGAAACAAAUCCGCUAUGAACAACCUUUCAUAGCUUCGACAGUUGAGGGCAUGAUGAAGGUUUAUGAAGUUCCAGACGGAAAGGCACUGGAACAGUGGCUUGCCUCGACCUUCAUUGUUUCUGAGGCAUCUGACGCCGAGGAGUUGUAUCAGUCCGUAGCCCCAAUCAGGCAAGCGACAUUAUACUACAUCCCAAAAUCCUCCGAACUCCUCUUCCGUGGCCAUCACUACACUGUGGAUGGUGUUGGUGUGCUGCGAUUUUGGCAUAGCUACCUUCUCGCUCUGAGCUCCCCUAUGAAAGAAGUGAAUUUUGGCGAUGAGCCGAGUCGACUUAGCCCCGCGAUAGAGGAGGUGCUUGGAUUCUCGGAACAACCGACGCAGACGCAAAGCAAGGAAGCAGUCGACCUCUUCAUGAGUUGGGCAGGAAGUAUCCCUGGCAUUGGACCCACGUCCCGGGUCGGUGCAGCACCAUCAGGCAGAUGCCAGAGCAAGGAGAUGACAUUUCCUGCCAAAACCACCGAGGCACUUAUCAAAGCCUGUAAAAACAAAAAUAUUACUGUGACUGCUGCUGUUCACGCCGCAUAUGUUGGAGCCAUCAUCAAGCAUGCGGAUCCCAAGUCCAAGCUUGGAGAGUACGUGACAGCAAACAUGUUCAAUCUUCGCCCAUAUUUGCCCGAACCGUAUAACGAGUGUGCGGUGUCCGUUUAUUUUACACCUCUCCCUUAUAAGAUAGAUCUUCCAGCUUCAUAUUCUGUCAUUGCGAAAUCACUGCAAGAUCAUUAUGAUACCUCGUUCAAGAAUAACCCACAGGCACUGGAGCUUAAUGGACAUUUCACACGGACACUGUGCAAGGCUGUGCAGUCCCCUGAGUUCCUCGCCAACCCGAUACCCAGAGAUGCCCUGGUAAGCAGUCUUGGGAUUGCAGAGCGCUACGUGCAAAGAGAGUACGGUAGGGGGAUCCAGGUUGAUGACAUAAAGAUAAGCGUCGACGUUGUCUUGGGCAUGAGCAUGUUCUUCCUCUAUACCUUCCGGGGCCAGCUGAGACUGGUGUACAGCUUUAAUGAUGGGUUCGAGGAUGCAAAAGAUAUUCAGAUGUAUUUGGAUGAGGUGAAAUCAAUUCUUGGCGGAGUUGUUGAUGGAACCGGUUUAUGAUUUCAACUUAUGACCUUAUUGUAAUGUAGCAGUGUAGCUAGGCAUGUGCAAUACAAAGGAUCUUGUCAAUGUAAUCGAUGUCAGGCCCUCGGUAUCAAAAAUCAUACAUCUGGACCCUCUAAUCUUCCUAUGUUGCAUCCGGCGAUAGGCGUCAUCCAACAGGUUGUCGCGAGUAUCGUAAGGCAAGAUUUAGACAACCACUAGUCAGAACGGCUGAUCUCAAGAAUGCUCGGUUCAGGCUAUGGUUAGAUCUCGCGGUUCGGUUGUCGAAGUCAAGGUCAACUCGCGGAUCAUGUAUUUAUAUUUUUAUAUUUUUAU